GUAAUGAGUGAGUUGAGUGAGCCAGCAAGUGAAUAUGUAAAUGUAAUGUAAAAUGUCUUUACCGGGGAUUUUCGGUUAAGAUAUUCAAAAAGAUGUAACAUAGCAGCACUAUAAAGAGACAAGUGAUUGGUAGUAUGGUUUAAAAAAUGCCAUCUGAAGUUAAUGUUAGUGAUACAACUUUUGAGAAGAACAAUGGAGGAGAUGAUUCUGAAGAACAGUCUGUUGCGUUAUUAACUGUUAGCACAACGAAUCAAGAGUCUUCAACCACAGUGAAACAUGUGGAAAGUAAUUCUAUAAGAAGUAAUCAUGAAGCAUUCACAUCUGAUAUUACAAAUGAUUUUAUAGAACAAAAUGAGAAUGCUUCUGUACCAUUAGAUACAAAUUGCAUGGCAACUGAAAAUGGUUUACAGCAAGGAGAAGUAUCUUCUUGUGAACAGAAAGGAGUAAACGACACAGAUGAUGCUAACACAUUAAGCUCCUUUGAAGAACCAAAUCCUUGUUCUACAUCAAAAUGUAAUGAAGAAAAUGUGAAUUUGAAAUCUGCUGUUUCUGCAACAUCAACAUCAACAUCACACCCAGUUGGUACAAGUGAAGAUAGUAGCAACAUUUCAAGUAAAUUUAAUAAUGAAGUCACACAGAACUCAAGUCAAAGGCUUACCUCAUUGUCUCAUAAGAAUUUAACAAGAAAGAAGUGUUUUCUGGCUAGCAUCGAAAACAAUAUUGAAAACAUAGCAAGUACUUCAGAGCAGUUACCUUUAUCCUCCAGAAAUAUGAUAAGAAAGAAACAGUUUUUUAGCAGGGAUGUACAAUCUAGUAGUACAGAAUCUCAAUACGAACAGAAUGCAAGAGAACAACAUAAUGAUAAUGAUGACAAUGUGUACAGUGAAAAUAGUAGGGGUUCCAGUUUAAAAGAUUAUAGUUUACCCUUGGAAAGCCUAGCUUCGUGUACUUCAAAUGAUCGUAUGCAGUUUCAGAGCACAUCAACAAAUGAAGCACACAGUAAUAAUAUUGUAAAUGCACACAAACCGUUAAGUUUAUCAGAGAAUAAUAAUAAGAGUACAAGUGAAAAUUUAAGCCGCUUAAAUGAAGCUGGUAGUUCGUAUUCCCAUGUAUCUAAAAGUGUGCCAAAACCUCAAAAUACUUUGGCAGACUUAGUACAUUGUAAUAAUCUUACAAGAAAACCAUUCAAACUGCCAAUUUUAGAAAAUUUACAUGUAACUGCCAGUGCUCAACAAACUGAACUGGAAGAGAAUGCUGUGGCACUUUUAGAACCAUCCUCUACCAGACAAAUACGUUUAGACGAGACUCAAGGUCUAGAUGUAGAACCACAUCGUUCUUCGAAUAGCAGCGACGGAAGUAAUUCUGAUACAGAAUCACAGCAGGCAGUUCUAGGUCAUAAUGGGACCAAAAAGAGGCCAUGUGACACAAAUGGUGUUGUAACAAAAGAAGGUGUGGAAUAUUAUCAAUUAUGGCGAAGUACAGGAGGCUUCUCAUCACCUGAACGUUUGUACGAAACAUUAUAUCCAAGUCCUCCACCACUUCCACCACGGACAACGCACAAACUUUUACACAGAAGUAAUGCUGGCCCACCAGAAUUACCUAAACGGUAUCUUCAAAAAUACCCAGCACCCUUGCACCCCGAAGAUUGUUUUGGAUUUGAAAUUGUAGAUGUUGAUGAAGCUUCUAAUUCAAAGUCACGGACAGCCGUUACGAAAAGUAUAGCAUUAUUAAGUUCACCGAGGGCGCAUAGACCGCUGGAAAGACCAGAAACCGGGGUAACGAAUCAUUUGGAAUGUCCACCAACGCCUACGCAUCGCCCAAAGCCAUUGCGUCCAUUACCGAUGUGCCAAACAUCAAGUGUAUCAUUUCCCUCGGACGAACUCCUACCUCCGUGCUGGGAAGCAAGAAUCGAUAGCCACGGGCGGGUAUUCUACAUAGAUCACGUUAACCGAACUACGACUUGGCAGAGGCCCAGUUUAACAACACGAAACACUGGUUGCGAUCUUAGAAGGCAGCAAUUGGACAGGCGUUAUCAGAGUGUACGUCGGACCAUUUCUCGACCUGACAAUAUUGAUCGUGAGCAGACCACCGUUCCAUGUCAGCAUGGAAAUGGAAGUAACUUAGAGUAUACUGAACGAGCACCUGAACGACUGCCUGAACGACUGCCUGAACGACUGCCUGAACGACUGCCUGAACAAGCUGAAAGAAACGAAUCCGAACCGUUCGAUGUUAACACGAGUCCUCCAGUAUUAUUCUUAACAAGACCGGACUUCUUUACAGAAUUACACACUAAUGCAGAAGCAUUAGAAGUGUAUAAUCGUAAUCCCAGCCUAAAACACAUGAUUAAUAGAAUCAGACGGGAUACAUCAGCGUUUCCGAGAUACGAGCAUAAUAGGGAUUUGGUCGCUUUAAUAAAUGUCUUUGCCGAUCCGAAUAAGGAGCUUCCAAGAGGCUACGAAUCAAAGCUUGAUAGAACAGGCAAAAAAUUCUUCAUUUGUCAUGCUAGAAAAGCUACAUCUUUCAUUGAUCCACGAUUGCCUACUGAAGCAGCACAUGCACGUACGUUAUUAGAUGAAGCACCUGUACCACCGCCAAGACCACAGCAAUCGGCUGUUACGACAACACCCGAUAUACCUGUAGCUUAUAAUGAUAAAGUUGUUGCCUUUUUGCGUCAACCGAAUAUAAUGGAUAUUUUGAAGGAAAGACAUUCGGUACUGGGACAGAAUAUCGUACUCAGGGAGAAAGUAAAUACUAUACGAAUUGAAGGCACUGCUGCUUUACAACGAUUAGGUCAUGACGUACCUCUGGCAUUAUUAUUAAGCUUAUUCGAACAAGAAAUUAUGUCAUACGUACCUGGGAACGUGGUCAGAUCUCCACUAGGUAGUCCGCAUGCUUCACCUGGCUUAACCAGAGCUUCUGCUAGAGCUCCAGCUCCACACAGAAGAGAUUUUGAAGCUAAACUUAGAACGUUUUACAGGAAGCUAGAAAGUAAAGGAUAUGGGCAAGGUCCAGGAAAGCUAAAAUUACAUAUUAGGAGAGAGCAUCUUUUGGAAGACGCUUUUACACGCAUCAUGGGUGCUUCAAAGAAAGAUUUACAGAAAGGCAAGCUGGUAGUUAUGUUCGACCACGAAGAAGGUUUAGACUACGGCGGACCAUCCCGUGAAUUUUUCUUUCAUCUGUCUCGUGAGCUUUUUAAUCCUUACUAUGGAUUGUUUGAAUAUUCUGCCAAUGAUACGUAUACUGUGCAAGUGUCCCCAAUGUCAGCUUUUGUAGACAAUUACCAUGAUUGGUUUAGAUUCUCUGGCAGAGUUUUAGGUCUCGCCUUGGUUCAUCAGUAUCUGCUUGAUGCCUUCUUCACGAGACCUUUUUAUAAGGCUCUCUUAAGAAUACCAGCAAGUUUAAGCGACUUGGAAAGUUUAGACCAAGAAUUUCAUCAGAGUUUGAUGUGGAUUAAAGAGAAAGAUAUCAGUAUAGAGCCAUUGGAAUUAACUUUUUCGGUGACAGAGGAACUACUAGGGCGAGUAGCUGAACGUGAAUUAAAACCAGGAGGUAGAAAUAUUGCUGUCACCGAAAAAAAUAAAAAGGAAUACUUGGAGAGAGUUGUGCGCUGGAGACUCGAGCGUGGUGUUGCAGAACAAACGGAGUCCUUAGUUCGUGGAUUUUACGAAGUUGUAGAUCCACGAUUAGUAUCAGUCUUUGAUGCACGUGAGCUGGAAUUGGUAAUAGCAGGAGCGGCUGAAAUUGAUCUGAAUGAUUGGAGAACGCAUACAGAAUAUAGGAGUGGUUAUCAUGACGCCCAUCCCGUCGUGGAAUGGUUUUGGAGCAGUAUCAGUCGAUUUACAAACGAACAAAGAUUAAGGUUAUUACAGUUUGUCACGGGAACAUCAAGCAUUCCAUAUGAAGGAUUUGCAGCGUUGCGUGGGUCCACUGGACCACGGAAAUUUUGCAUUGAAAAAUGGGGAAAGCCAAAUAGUUUACCAAGAGCACAUACAUGCUUUAAUCGCUUGGAUCUUCCGCCAUAUCCUACACCUGAAAUUUUGUAUGAGAAGCUUCUACUGGCCGUAGAAGAGACGAAUACGUUUGGAAUAGAAUAAAGUAAAUUGUUUAUCUUGAUUACAGCAGAUAUAUGUGGCAAUGCAAC
This is a messenger RNA of Dufourea novaeangliae, 4141 nucleotides long. RefSeq names its product E3 ubiquitin-protein ligase HECW2 (gene Hecw). The coding region runs from base 147 to 4094 and encodes 1315 amino acids. Gene Ontology annotation, biological process: regulation of dendrite morphogenesis. Lineage: Eukaryota; Metazoa; Arthropoda; Insecta; Hymenoptera; Halictidae. Gene Ontology annotation, molecular function: protein binding; ubiquitin-protein transferase activity. The transcript is spliced from 9 exons. The record is from RefSeq and is a predicted model, not a curated record.